Molecule: messenger RNA, 857 nt
Organism: Mytilus trossulus (common blue mussel)
Lineage: Eukaryota; Metazoa; Mollusca; Bivalvia; Mytilida; Mytilidae
Product: neurocalcin homolog
Exons: 2
Coding region: 96-728 (210 amino acids)
Molecular function (GO): calcium ion binding
Source: RefSeq, a predicted model, not a curated record
AUAUUACCAUAUUAAGAGAUUCACACAGAAGAUCCGUUGUUUAUUUUACAUUUAAAUUUCUUUUGACAUGAAAUUGAUUAUAAGCCUAUUUGUAAAUGCAUACGGACAUUGACAACUUUCUAUUAACGACAAUCAUUUUAUUCCAAAAUAUGGGAAACCAAUCAUCGAAAAAACAAAUAAAUCCUAAAACCAUUGCAGACCUUCGGAGUCAUAUUGAUGUUGAGUUUUCGAAAGAAGAAAUUCAAGACUGGUACAAGGAUUUCAGACAGUAUCUUCGUCAUGGAGAGACAGAACUCGAUAAAACUGCAUUCAUAAAAGUAUACAACAGUUUGUUUUAUGGUGAUGCCUCUGAAUUCGCAGAGCAAGUUUUUAGAACAUUUGAUCAUGAUGGAAAUAACUCUGUGGAUUUUAAAGAAUUUAUUUUAGGACUUUGCUUAUCUGGAAGUGAAAAUGCAGAGAAAAAAAUAAAAUGGGCUUUCAAUAUGUACGACAUUGAUCAGGACGGCUAUAUAACAAAAGAGGAGAUGACACAUAUUCUAAAGGCUAUAUGUAAAAUGACGGGCAGCAAAAUACCACCCGAAUUUAAAUCUCCAGAGGACAUGACAGAGAAAAUCUUUAAAAUUCUGGACAAUAAUUCAGACAAUCGUAUAAGUCAACAAGAGUUCAUAGAGGGAGCAGAUAAAGUACAGAUUCUAGUGAAUAUUCUACAAUGUAAUCCUGAUUCUUGAAGAAACAUGGAAUGAAUAUGUCUCGGUAUCUUGAAUAAUCUUGAUCUAGAUGAUGUCCUUGCUGACUUGAAUUGAAUGUUAUAAUAGAGGUCUCACAAAUGAAUUAUACAAUAAAGCAUAUCCAUCAUA